Coregonus sp. 'balchen' is the source of this 13325-nucleotide messenger RNA. Lineage: Eukaryota; Metazoa; Chordata; Actinopteri; Salmoniformes; Salmonidae. The record is from the annotation of a GenBank genome assembly.
AUGAAGAGUGCAGUGAGUGAGUGUAUGAGGGAUCCUCAGGUUGUCAGAAUGCCAGAGUAUUCUCUAGGGUCCUCUGACAUCACCCUGUAUGCUGCAGUACAGAGCCUUGUGGGAGUAUGGUCAGUCCAUCCUUAAACGAGGGCCGGGAAAGGAAAUGAGAGCUUUAAAAAGAUCUCAGCUAAGAGACGUGCUGUUACACACACACACAAAAAAAAAACAUUUUAAAGCUGUUGUUACCAAUACAAAUAAUUUUGACGUGUAACAUGAAGACACUAACCUGCGUUAUCCUGGAAUUUGAGUGUCAGUUGUCCGUUGGUGUCAGUGGAGGGUGAUAAAGUACCUCUCUCUCUGGUUAUGUUAUGUGUACUGUUGUGGUGUUGUGUCUCUGCCCUUUGUCUCUGACCCCUGCCUUCUAACCCCUGGCCUGGAUCAGUAGGGCUGAGGCCGGGUCACAGUGGGUCAGUGUGGGUCAGUAUCCUGCUCCAUCCAUCAGCCUGGUAACUGGGAGCUGAAACGGGAACACAGAACUGCCCACACACACUAUCAGCUGUCAAGUGGCACUGUCGAAGUCUGCUGAUCAGGCAAACCAUAGCAAUGAGAGCUCUAAGCUCCAACCGUACAUAGUCAGACAUCUCCAACCCACACACAAACCCUAUCUCGUCGACCCACUGAACUCUCAACUCAAAUCUGUUAACCUUAACUCCAACCCAUAUACUAAAGCCUAGUACCUGUUAACCUCUGCUGUAGGCUGCAUUAUGUUCUCCAUCAUUUUAAUUACUUAAGGGAUAGCCUAUGAAAGGAGAUAUUGUCCAGUUACCUUGAAGGAUUUGCAAGGCAGUUGAAUAAGAUGUUAUUUCUAUUUCUAAGUGUUUUCAGAGAAAACUCAUUUGAAUGUGUGUUUCUUGGCACAUGCAAUAAUGACAUUAAAGAGUGACUGCCCCUAAAAAGCAACUUCUCAUUUUGAAAACGGCCAAUGUGGCAUCGAUAUGAGUCAGAAACUUUCAUUCUAGUGUCAAAAUGUACUACAAAGUGUAAAUAGGAUAAUUCCGGUCAUACAGUCAGCCUCGUCCAAAUGGAGAUUUGCGAGAUGAUAGGAAAAAUGUCUAUGUCAUGGAAUGAAGGGUACCAUUACUAUCAUAACAGUUUUCCUUGGGUUGGGUUUAUUUAAAUCCUGCCCACAGCUGGCAGCACCCAAGUAAUCAUCAAUUCGGAGCGCAGCUGCAAGCGACCCGAUCGUAAUGCCCAUGGUCAAUUUGGUUUGACAUUCCAUACCCCUAUGGGGUUAGUUAGGGACCAUCAGUAAAUUACACAAUGUACAUGGGACAAUAUUUUUUAAAUGUCAAUAGUUCCAAAUGUAAAGGACUUAAAAUCCUCAAACCAACUAUAAAUUAUAGAAAUGUAUUUACAAAUAUUGAAAGCAUUUAAUGAGCCAACUAAAAUAUGUGCAACAUGAAAAUAUUGUGCCAUUUAUAUUGUAUAAUUUAUUGAUGGUCCCUAACUAGCCCCAGAGAUAGGCUAUCCAAUGUCAAACCAACUUUGCCACAGUUGCACACCAGCUGGCUGAAACUAAUUGGCUAAAUAAGUUGGCUAGCACUAGCUAGCCUCUGCGAUUUCUAGACACAAGACCUGGUUAGACUGUUUCAGGUCAUCUAGAAGGGUGAGCGACUGUAACUGUGUACUGUUUUGGCAGAGUGAAUGUACAAACACUUGCCACGUGCUAACGCACACACAACAGACUCUCGUUUGGCUUCAGUCAUGGCCGCUGCAUUUAUUAAAGACCAAGCUGAAAAUGAGGCCAAAUCAGGAAGUUCAGCCCCCAUUAAAUGGCUGGUUUUACAGAGAAAACAAACACAGCAGGAAGCUGUGAUGGAGCUGGUUUUGAAUAAGAGUUCAGAAGAAAGCUGAGGGAAAUGGAGCAGUGUUACCUCUUUGAAACGUAAUGAGACAUUUUACUAUAAUAAUGUCCAUCAGUGCAGAAACUUCUCUCUCUUGUCUCUCUUCUGGCAGUGCAAUAUUUUUGUCUAGCUCUAAAAAUAGAGAUGAGCUUACUGAACUCAUAGUGGGCUAUCUUAUGAGUAUCAUGGGGGGGGGGGGAUUUCUUGGUUUGGUCUGUUAGGUUGAGGGUCUUUAAAAACCUCUCCCUUCCCUCUGCUGUUUCUCUCCUCGCCACCCAGUAAGGGUCCAAGGGAGUCUCUCUGCUAUCCACGCCAGCUCCCUGUCGCCUCACCCUCCCUCUUCUGUCUCUCCUCUCUCUCUCUCUCUCUCUCUCUCUCCUCUCUAUCUCCUCCUCUAUCUCUCUCUCUAUUCUCUCUCUCUCUCUCUCUCUCUCUCUCUCACCCUCUCUCUCUCCCUGUCACUCUCCCUCUCUCCCUCACCCUCUCUCUCUCCCUGUCACUCUCCCUCUCGCUUGUUUAGUGCUAUUGCCAAGUCCUGCUGAGUGUGUUUGCAAGCUGGUGAAAAUAAUGAAUUAUUCAGCAGUAAGCAUGCUUACAGCUGGCCGUUUGGGGGCCUUUGAUCUGGGAAUUGGGUGUCUGCAUGAAUGCCCGUAUUGUCAUGUUAUGUGUACACAGUGUGUGAGUGAUUGAGAGUAGGGAGGCCCCAGCAUGGGCGGCGGGAGAUUACAGUGCGGGCAUGCUGGGUGCAGGGUCACACCACUAAAUCCCCCAGAUGCUGUUUUUUCGGCCGAGGUCACAUGUUAUACGCCAGUCCGUGUUGCCUUAACAAAAUGGUCCCCUCCAAGUGAACGAGGGUUAGGGUUAGUAUCACCCACCAGGCCCCCUCCACACACACACCUGUCUGGAGUAGACACAUAAGCCAGGAGGCCACUACCUACACACACAGAGUCCUCUGACCUUUCUAACCUAAGUGCUUUGUUUCUUCCCUCAGGUCGCAAUGAAUUGAUAGCGAGAUACAUCAAACUGAGAACGGGAAAGACAAGGACAAGAAAGCAGGUAUGAGGACUCAUCAGAUAUGCUGUGCACUUCUAAACCACUCACGGUCCAAUCCCUCAUAUACACAUAUUGCCAUUUUCUGGAACCCUUAGAGGUUGCUGGAGGGCAGGUCAUCUGACACUACUGGCCAGGCGAAGACACUUUGACCUGUGUGGCCAUGCAUAGGAGAAUCAAACAGGUCUCCUAUUGAAGGAUGUUUUUGCAUGAUGCAUAGCACGUUUCACUGUCAAGCCUUAGCCAGAGAGAAAGGUGGAAGGAUACAGAGCGCUGGAUGCAGUUGUCAAGGGAGGAGUGUGUGCCCGCAGUGGCGGGGUUUAGGCCCUAUUUCUUUUCAUCUCCAUGGUAACCAUCUGUUCCCUUGUCUCCCUCCCAACAGGUCUCCAGUCACAUUCAGGUUCUUGCCAGACGGAAAUCUCGGGAGUUUCACACCAAGCUAAAGGUAAGAGCUACUGCCUUUGGACCUCCAAGCACUGUUUGUCUAGCUUCCUGUUUCUGUUGCCGUGGUAAUGGGUGGGAUGCCUGAUGCUGUGACUCCAGUAUCCUAGAUUCCUCACAUCCAAUAUUCCUGUUUAGCAUUCGAUGGGCUAGUCCCAUGCUUCCCCCAGUUUGUUGCUCUGUUUCUUAUUGCUUCCUGUAACUUACAAAAGUGUACACUUGCUCAGCGGAACUAGAAUGGCUUUGCAAGGUGAUAGUUCUACACUCUCUUUCACUGAUCAAGGAUUGAAUUGUAUGUUCAGUUUCAUAAUAUUUCAUAUAGCAUAUAAUCUUUUAUUCAAGAAAAAUAUCUUACAUCAAUUGCAAGAAAAUAUUGUAACAUUUAAAUGAUAAUAUACUUUUUUUCAAAUAUAAAUAUUGAUCCUGAAAAUAAAUUGCACCUACAAUAUCUCCCUGCAUGAUGUUUGGACAGCAAGCCAAUGAGGGCAGCAUGCUGGCAAGAUGUGUCCGCUGUUGAUUGUAUAUGAGCAGCUUAGUGUUGGAGAUAGCAGUCAGCCAGAAGCUAUGACCUUAUCAUCAUUUAACACUGAAGCUGUUCUUUGUGUAUGUGUGUGUGUGCUCAACUUGCGGGUUGGCUUGCAUACAAAGUCAUGUUUUACAUACCACUGUCUAUACCUCCCAUGUCAUCUCUAACAAUCUGAACAUGAUCAUUCUGUGUUGUAAUACGGACAGUAGUUAGUUUUGUCCAGAUAGCAAAGUGUGACGAGUGGGCUGUAAGAGUAAAACCACUCUCAUCUCUUUGCAUUCAGGUCACAUGUAUGGUAAGUACCACCCUCAAAAUACUGUACUGUUGGCUGUGCUUCAGGCCCAUCUGUAAAGCUAGUUGUCCCUGCUCUUAGAUCCAUAGUGUUGUGUCCUGCUGCUAAAGGCCCAUGUACUGUGUAAUGUAUGCCCUGUGUGUGUAUCUAUCACCAGCAGCUACUGUGUAUCCACUCCAUCUCAGUGUAUCCACUCCAUCUCAGUGUAUCCACUCCAUCUCAGUGUAUCCACUCCAUCUGUGUAUUCACUCCAUCUGUGUAUUCACUCCAUCUCAGUGUAUCCACUCCAUCUCAGUGUCUUCACUCCAUCUCAGUGUAUCCACUCCAUCUCAGUGUAUCCACUCCAUCUCAGUGUAUCCACUCCAUCUGUGUAUUCACUCCAUCUGUGUAUUCACUCCAUCUCAGUGUAUCCACUCCAUCUCAGUGUCUUCACUCCAUCUCAGUGUCUUCACUCCAUCUCAGUGUAUCCACUCCAUCUCAGUGUAUCCACUCCAUCUGUGUAUUCACUCCAUCUCAGUGUAUCCACUCCAUCUCAGUGUAUCCACUCCAUCUCAGUGUAUUCACUCCAUCUCAGUGUAUCCACUCCAUCUCAGUGUAUUCACUCCAUCUCAGUGUAUCCACUCCAUCUCAGUGUCUUCACUCCAUCUCAGUGUAUCCACUCCAUCUCAGUGUAUCCACUCCAUCUCCGUGUAUCCACUCCAUCUCAGUGUAUUCACACCAUCUCAGUGUAUUCACUCCAUCUCAGUGUAUUCACUCCAUCUCAGUGUAUCCACUCCAUCUCAGUGUAUUCACUCCAUCUCAGUGUCUUCACUCCAUCUCAGUGUCUUCACUCCAUCUCAGUGUAUUCACUCCAUCUCAGUGUCUUCACUCCAUCUCAGUGUAUCCACUCCAUCUCAGUGUCUUCACUCCAUCUCAGUGUAUCCACUCCAUCUCAGUGUAUCCACUCCAUCUCAGUGUAUCCACUCCAUCUCAGUGUAUAUACUCCAUCUCAGUGUUUUGUCUUUGCCAGCAUGCUCGUCCUCUCCCAAGGCUUCUUUCACUCAAAUGGCAGUGAGGUAUUCCAUUAACCAAUGCUUGCAUGAAUUCAUAUGUUGUCCUGUGUGUCUCAGUCGGUAGAAUGUAGUGCUUGCAACGCCAAAGGUUGUGGGUUCAAUUCCCGCAGGGGCCAGCCAUAUGUAAAAUGUAUCAUGAUUGUAAGUGAACAGAAAUGAACAGAAAUGCUACUAAAAUGGCAGCAUACCAGAGGAUGACACUUAACAGAGAACUCAAGCACCAGAGUGCCUUUUUUCCCCAAUGUUCAGCAUACACUAGAAUCUUGCCCAGAUGUCGUUGUUUGUGGGAUUCUUUCACUUAGUUGUGCCACUAAUGUACUGUUUUCAUACAAGACAAACUCUGCCUUUAGAAGAUAAAUACAUGAAAUGGUCUGGUAUUCAAUUCUAGACUCAAUAACACCACAACGUGUAUUCUGUGCUUUUAUUCACCAGUCUGAGAGAGAUGUAUGAAGAGCAAUAGAAAUCUGUACUCUUAAUAGCACAUUCUGUUCAGGUGUAUAGGCGGUCUUGUUGUUCCUGUGGUCUUCUCAAAUAAUCCAUGUCUUCACCUGCUGGCAUUGUAAAGAGUUCUGUUGGGUGUGUGUAUGUGUUUGGCUGUUGUUGCUUGUUGUUUGGCCCACCACUCUCUGGCUGAGUCAUUGUGUUGUUUUCUGCUGAAGGACCAGAGUGUGAAGGACAAGGCACUGCAGAGUAUGGCCUCCAUGUCCUCGGCUCAGAUCGUCUCUGCCACCGCCAUCCACACCAAGCUGGGCCUCCCAGGCUUCCCAAGACCCACCUUCCCUGGGGCAGCAGGGGUAAGACACCCCUCACUAAACACACAUCUCUCGUAACAAUUACUUUAAGUGCAUUGUUCCAUCCUGAUUGUCCAUUCAUUCAUUUAUUCAUUUUCCCUAGUUUUGGCAGGGUAUGAUGUCCACUGGCCAGCCUGGAUCCUCACAAGAGUAAGAAGUCCUAAUGCUUGUCUUGUUAUUGGUAAUAUAAGAUGAUGAAGUAAUAACUUCACAAACUUAACAAAGCUUGAUGGUAUAACUGGUAUGUAGCCAGUUCAUUCUUUGUAUUAUUGCAUUAACCAGGUCAACCUCCUGAUUCUGUGUCUUUUUCUCUUCAGUGUUAAGCCAUUUGCCCAGCAGGCCUACCCCAUCCAGACAGCUGUAACGACCACCAUCUCAGGUGAGGGUACCCUUUUACCCUAUUCACCCUAUUUCUAUCAGCUCAUUUCAAUUCCUCUUAGGCCAACGCUCAAAAGAAACUCCGAUGGCACCUAUUACCAGUACAUUAAUACUGUUACAUGGCUAAUGCUACUAUUGAUAUAGCUAAUGGCCAUAAUGUAAGUGAGUGUUGGAUAGUAAGGGGUGGGAUGGUAAAGUGUCAGUAAACGGUGGAUAGUGAAUUGGCAGUGUUAUAUGUUACCCCCCCUGCCCCGCCCAGCGUACGAGCCUCCCACAGCCCCCAUGCCUACAGCCCCAGCCUGGCAGGGCCGCUCCAUCGGGACCACCAAACUCAGACUGGUGGAGUUCUCUGCCUUCCUGGAGCAGCAGAGAGACCCUGACUCUGUGAGUACCUGCCCUACUGUCUUCCUUUCCACACACAGUAAAACACACCUGGGUAAACCAGUAGUUGUUUCUCAGACAGCGUCCCAACCCAGACCAAAGCAGGCCAAACUAGUGCCAAUUCCUGAGGUCAACCGUACCGCCUCAAACUGGGGCAUCUCUUCACACACACUCACAGACAGAGAAGGUAAAACAAUGACAAUAAUACCACAAGCAAAGCAGAAUCCCUCCAAAUACCAAAGUGACUCUGGAAAAUCGAUGUUUGCCAUGGCACAGCCGAUUUGUCAUUUUGUCACUAUUUCUUAGCUAUUGCUUUUUUGCUUGUGUUCUAUGACAGCGGACAUUUAUCUUGGGGUAGUGAGAUAUCUGAGACCAGUAUUUAUACUGCUAUGCCUGUGCACAUCUGUGACUUUAAAACAACCCUGAAAAGAAAACAUUCUCUUCUGAAAAGGUUGUCAGAUCAUACAUGACGUGAUAAAGUCAUUUUGAAAUAUUCAUAAACUCAGCAAAAAAAGAAACGUCCUCUCACUGUCAACUGCGUUUAUUUUCAGCAAACUUAACAUGUGUAAAUAUUUGUAUGAACAUAACAAGAUUCAACAACUGUGACAUAAACUGAACAAGUUCCACAAACAUGUGACUAACAGAAAUUGAAGAAUCUGUCCCUGAACAAAGGGGGGGUCAAAAUCAAAAGUAAUAGUCAGUAUCUGGUGUGGCCACCAGCUGCAUUAAGUACUGCAGUGCAUCUCCUCCUCAUGGACUGCACCAGAUUUGCCAGUUCUUGCUGUGAGAUGUUACCCCACUCUUCCACCAAGGCACCUGCAAGUUCCCAGACAUUUCUGGGGGGAAUGGCCCUAGCCCUCACCCUCCGAUCCAACAGGUCUCAGACAUGCUCAAUGGGAUUGAGAUCCGGGCUCUUCGCUGGCCAUGGCAGAACACUGACAUUCCUGUCUUGCAGGAAAUCACGCACAGAACGAGCAGUAUGGCUGGUGGCAUUGUCAUGCUGGAGGGUCAUGUCAGGAUGAGCCUACAGGAAGGGUACCACAUGAGGGAGGAGGAUGUCUUCCCUGUAACGCACAGCGUUGAGAUUGCCUGCAAUGACAACAAGCUCAGUCCGAUGAUGCUGUGACACACUGCCCCAGACCAUGACAGACCCUCCACCUCCAAAUCGAUCCCGCUCCAGAGUACAGGCCUCGGUGUAACGCUCAUUCCUUCGACGAUAAACGCGAAUCCGACCAUCACUCCUGGUGAGACAAAAUCGCGACUCGUCAGUGAAGAGCACUUUUUGCCAGUCCUGUCUGGUCCAGCGACGGUGGGUUUGUGCUCAUAGGCGACGUUGUUGCCGGUGAUGUCUGGUGAGGACCUGCCUUACAACAGGCCUACAAGCCCUCAGUCCAGCCUCUCUCAGCCUAUUGCGGACAGUCUGAGCACUGAUGGAGGGAUUGUGCGUUCCUGGUGUAACCCGGGCAGUUGUUGUUGCCAUCCUGUACCUGUCCCGCAGGUGUGAUGUUCGGAUGUACCGAUCCUGUGCAAGUCUUGUUACAUGUGGUCUGCCACUGCGAGGACGAUCAGCUGUCCAUCCUGUCUCCCUGUAGCGCUGUCUUAGGCGUCUCACAGUACGGACAUUGCAAUUUAUUGCCCUGGCCACAUCUGCAGUCCUCAUGCCUCCUUGCAGCAUGCCUAAGGCACGUUCACGCAGAUGAGCAGGGACCCUGGGCAUCUUUCUUUUGGUGUUUUUCAGAGUCAGUAGAAAGGCCUCUUUAGUGUCCUAAGUUUUCAUAACUGUGACCUUAAUUGCCUACCGUCUGUAAGCUGUUAGUGUCUUAACGACCGUUCCACAGGUGCAUGUUCAUUAAUUGUUUAUGGUUAAUUGAACAAGCAUGGGAAACAGUGUUUAAACCCUUUACAGUGAAGAUCUGUGAAGUUAUUUGGAUUUUUACGAGUUAUCUUUGAAGACAGGGUCCUGAAAAAGGGACGUUUCUUUUUUUGCUGAGUUUAUAAUUUUGAUAAGACAACCUUGCCAAGAGAGAUUGAGAACUUUUAGAGCCGGUUUCCCAGACAUAGAUUAAUUCUAAUCCUGGACUAAAACGCAUUCUCUAUUAACUAUUGAAAACUUUUUUUUGUCCAGGACCAGUCUUAAUCUGUGUCUGGGAAACCGGCCCUUAAGGUAAUGGAGAAGUCAUAAAAUAAUGCCAAUAGAAGUGAUCUAUUUAAACCUGUUGUUUUCUCUCUCUCAUCAGUACAACAAGCACCUGUUUGCGCACAUCGGACAGACUAACUACUCGUACAGCGAUGCCCUACUGGAGGCUGUCGACAUCUGUCAGAUCUACGACAAGUUCCCAGAGAAGAAGGGAGGACUGAAGGAGCUCUUUGGAAAGGGUCCUCACAACUCCUUUUUCCUGGUCAAGUUCUGGGUGAGUUUAAUUGCACAUGCACACGAUGAUGCUUUUUAAAAGGCGCAUUUUCGGCUGUCCACUGCGUUGCUCUAUAACGUGUCUUGAAUUGAAUCCCAGUCUUUAUUGUCCACACAAUUUGGCAUCACAAUAACAUGAUUUACAUCUAAACAAACAACUUUAAUGAUACAUACAUUCAAGUAUAUGCAUCAUGAGUGAAGCCAAGGAUAUGGUUUUGUGUUUGAAUGUGUGUGCGUGUGUAUGUGUUUCCCCUAGGGUCUGAUGUAGUUGCAUUGAGGCUUUGUUUGAACACCUGCCUAUCUCCUGACAGGUGUGAGAGAUUGGGGCAAACUAAGGAGAUUGCAGCAGCUCCCUACCAAUGGAGUCUCUCUCUCUCUAAGCGCAAAUAUUUACUGGUACCAUUCUCCACGGCUUUACUUACUAUUACAUCCUAUAUAGUCUAUUGGCAAAAAAAGGCUUUAUUUGAUUUGCAAUGUUACAACUCGAGAAUAAUGUUAUCCUCAGCUCUCUGUUUCCUUCUCUUUGUUACAUGCAUGCUGGUUCUCUAUUAGCUUUGAGAUACUCAGUAAAAUCCCUUUCUUUUGUUCAACACAAAAAUAUUUUCAUAAUCUACAGCUAAUAGGUUUUAAAAUUUGACCAUAUUAAUUCACGUCAACAUGAUUUAAAUUCAAAAUUCAAAUGGGAAACACAAACAAGACGGUGUGUCUCUCUUUAGACAUUAGUGAAGAGCCACUGCAUCUGAAUUUCAAACAUGGACACCCACCCUCUAAACAAUCGCCCUCCUCUGAUCAUUACAGGCCUUAAUAACCAGCUGACUUAAUGAAGGAGCUAUUUAAUCCUUUGUUCACAUGAUGAACUCAGUGUUUUCUGAAACAGACCGUCCCCUUCAGAGGACUCUUAUUAAAUUGUUUAUUUUUACAUCCAUUCAUCCAUUUCUAAGAUACGUCUUGUGCCAUUUGAUAUUUUUAAAGCCUCUUUCCGUCUCAUUAGAGAUGCAGGAACACAAGAUUAUUGUACAACAGUGUUUACCGGUAGAUAGCCACUCAACUCAUUCUCAGCAUACAGACAUGCCAAAUAAUAUAAUUGCAAGUAUUGUCAUACACCACUAGAGGGCCUCGCUACCUUAGUAACCUUUACAUCGUGUUGCUUUCCUCAAGUUAAUCUUGACAUUCAAAGAAAAUCACUUUUCAUUUAAACAUUUUCAGCAUGUGUUUUGUUGAAAACGUUUAACUCAUUGUUUUAGCUGUUGUUAGUCAACAUUUGCUUGACUAUGUAGUUAAACCUCUGCUGUUAUGUUAUCCUGAUGCAGGCUGACCUGAACUGUAACAUCCAGGAUGACUCUGGGGCCUUCUACGGUGUGAGCAGCCAGUAUGAGAGCUCUGAGAACAUGACCAUCACCUGCUCCACCAAGGUGUGCUCCUUCGGCAAGCAGGUGGUCGAGAAGGUGGAGGUGAGUCCUAGUCCUACACACACCACUGUGUGCUUGGUGGAGAAGGUGGAGGUGAGUCCUAGUCCUACACACACCACUGUGUGCUUAGUGGAGAAGGUGGAGGUGAGUCCUAGUCCUACACACACCACUGUGUGCUUGGUGGAGAAGGUGAGGGUGAGUCCUAGUCCUACACACACCACUGUGUGCUUGGUGGAGAAGCAACUAGAAAACGACACAUGACUCACAAUUACCUACUUUUAUAUUUGUGUUUCUCACAAUUGCUUACAUGAGUGUUUUAACUCCUAUUUGAUCGUGGUGGACAUUGUUCCCUCCACUCAUUUAUACAACGGGUGGGUCUAAUCCUGAAUGCUGAUUGGUUAAAACCGCAUUCCAGCCGGUGUCUAUUCCACAAGUUACCACCGGCUAAAUCUAUGACGUUAAAAUGCCUAUUUACUCUGUUCCAUCUGACUGCGCAAUCCACUGUCUCAUCAGCCCAGCCAGGCAAUUUAUAAACUUGAUCUCCACUAUAAAAAGCAUUUAGACAUUAUCUCACAUUUCUUUUAGACUAACAUUUACUUUUCAACAGCGGAGAUUUGUAUAAACCUUGCUGUAUGUCUCUCUGACAUUUGCAACAUUGUUUCAAUAUUCAAAUUCGAUCUCCAGCUGUCCCAUAGUAAUGAAAGUGUCGGGAGUCGGGGUGAGACAGACAGGCAGGCAGCUUUUCUCAGCCAGUCGAAAUCAUGAAUCAGCAUCAUUUUUAUGGAUAUUUACAAAGAACUGUCAAUAGAAAACAGGACAAACGAAACAAAGUGCAGCUAGUUUGCAGUCUUUCCAGCUUCAGUUUGAAGUGAUUGUGUUAACUGUGUUGUUGGCUAGCUCUCGAACAACAGUGUCCUGACGAGAGAGCACAUUUUCUAUGCCAGGUGAAAUCGCGCAUCAUUAGCUCAUUGUUAUGGAUGUAUCCAAAUAAAUGUAACUAGAAAAUAGCUUAAACAAAUGCAACUACUUUGUUGUUAUUCUGGCUGCACUGUUUGACGAGACUGUAAAUUAGCCGUAGAUGGCUAGCUAGCAAGCAAGGGAUAAGAACGUUGGCAGCCAGUAUGGCAAUGGAACAUUUAGAAUGAACGACUGGGUCGCGUCCAUAGAUACAGAACAAAAAGUCUGAACGACUGGGUCGCGUCUCUGGCAACCGAACCCAUAGAACGAACGACCAGCCGGCUUGGGUAGCAACCCUAGAUUUGUGUCGGGACUAUAUCUUGUGUAAGGAUGAAAUAGUAUGAAUAAAUUUAUCAAAAUAACGUUUUUAAUGAAAAUAUGUAAAUCAUUAUUUGAAUAUGUUGGUAACCCGUUGUAUAAAAGUGAUAAUGCCCCUUGAAGCAGGUGUUUGGAGGAUAUAUUGGCACGGUUUGCCGUGCCAAUAUAGAACACUCUAAGAACACCCAUGCCAAUAUAUCCUCCAAACACCGGCUUCUCAGGCAUUAUCACUUAAUUGUUUUCUUGUGAAGAGCUGCACUCAGUGAUGUCUCUCUCGCUCUUCUUCCCCCUCAGACGGAAUAUGCUCGCUUCGAGAACGGACGCUUUGUCUACAGGAUAAGCCGCUCCCCCAUGUGUGAAUACAUGAUCAACUUCAUCCACAAACUCAAACACCUGCCUGAGAAAUACAUGAUGAACAGUGUCCUGGAGAACUUCACCAUCCUAUUGGUAAGGAUGUCCUACUCAGAGUCAUCAAUCUGUUUGUAUACUUAUAACAAGUGUGUGUCUGUCUGGUCUGUCUUGUCUGUCUUUCUCUCUGCAUAUGUGUGUUUUUCCGUGCUUGUCUGCAUGUCUCACACUGCAUUUCUCUUGUGUUUCAGGUGGUGACCAACAGAGAGACACAGGAGACGCUGCUUUGCAUGGCGUGUGUGUUUGAGGUGUCGAACAGUGAACACGGAGCUCAACAUCACAUCUACCGGCUAGUCAAGGAAUAAGAGACUGAGGCCUAGAUUCAAUCAGAUCGAGCAUUAACCGACAUCCGCAUAGCAGAUGUUUUGGCGGUGUUGGAGGUGUAACUGCGGUUUGAGCUGAAAUAUCGGUGAGCGGCUGCUCUUGUGUGGCACCAACCACUCCCUUCUUUAUUAUCCCUACCGCGUUAGAAGUUCAAGACGGUGCUAGAAAGUGUAGGUUCUAUCAAUGUUAGAAGUAAUGACUUUCAAAUGUCAAACCAUUGAUGUUAGGCUAAUGCAUGUUUUCAUGUUCAUUUGGAUGAGGGAUUUAUAGCCUAUCAGUCUAAUUCGAGUGUUUGAACUUGUAACGUGGAUGCAUGAACUUCUAACGCGGCUGCAUGGGAUUUGUCGGAUUAUAGUCGGGUGUGAUUUCAUUGCAUCCAAUGGCAGUGUCCACGAUAAUGUAACGCAACGAGCCGCUUGUGGAUUGGACAGCUCUCUGCAGUUCCACCUCGGACACCGCCAAAACAACCCCUAUGCGGAUGUCAAUCUGAUUGAAUCUAGCCCUGACACUCAGUGUAAACAUACUUCAUUCAGACUGGGACAAACUAUCACAUAGAGCUAUCUACCUGAAGGACAUGUAGCUUAUGAAGGAUGGAGGGAAGACAUUGAAGGACAGACCCUGAGUAUUGUCAGGGUUGUGGGAGAGACACGAGGCAACCGCCCAGUGAAACAUGCCUUCAGAAUGACUUACUGA